CUCCCUCUCAACUUCCCAUGCACCGUCAGUACACUCCACUUCAUACGCCCUUGGCCUCUGCUCCUGCCUGGACCUCUGCAAGCCUCUUCCUAUUCCCUUAGCAGGAAGCCGCAUGCAUGGCUGCCCUGCAGCGCCUUCAGCCCGUGAGCCAUGUGGCUGUGAGCGGAGGCACCCACGGCAAUGAGAUGUCAGGCAUUUACCUGGUCAAGCACUGGCUACGGGAGCCCUCAGCGCUGCAGCGGGACAGCUUCUCAGCCACACCCUUCCUGGCCAACCCACUUGCCAUCGAGCGGUGCGUGCGCUACGUGGGGAGGGACCUGAACCGCACCUUCACCAAGCAGUUCCUCAACUCCAAGGCGGCAUGGGAUGAACCCUAUGAAGUGCAGCGCGCCCGCGAGAUCAACCAGCUCUACGGCCCCAAGGGCUCAGCCCAGGCCUUUGACUUCCUGUUCGAGCUGCACAACACCACAGCCAAUGUGGGGGCCUGCCUGAUUGCCAGCGUCCAGGACAACCUGCUGCCCAUGCACUUGUGCCACUUCAUCCAGACCCACUGCACGCUGGGGCAUUACCCCAUCCUCCUGUACAAUCUGCCAGACCAGGAGGCCUACUCCAUCAGUUCAGUGGCCAAGCAUGGGCUAGCAUUUGAGCUGGGGCCACAGCCCCAGGGAGUGCUGAGAGCUGACCUGCUCACUCAGAUGGGAGCCCUCGUGGCCUGUGCCCUGGAUUUCAUUGACCUCUUUAACAAAGGUACGACCUUCCCUGCCUUUGAGACGGAAGCCUACAGGUUCAUCGGGAGUGUGGAUUAUCCCCGCCACCCUGAUGGGGAGCUCUGUGCCUCAGUGCACUCCAAGCUGCAGGACAAGGAUUUCCUCCCCCUGAGGCCCGGGGAUCCCAUCUUCCAGACCUUCAGUGGGGAGGAGAUCCUGUACCAGGGCCAUGCCACCAUCUACCCCGUCUUCAUCAACGAGGCAGCCUACUACGAGAAAAAGAUUGCCUUCAACAAGACGGAGAAGUGCAGCCUUUCCAUCCCUGCCCUGCAGAGGGAGUGAGGAGAGGGGCAGAGGAGAUGGCAGAGCAGAGGGGAAUAAACAGAGAUGGGCUGGACUGGA
Messenger RNA from Alligator mississippiensis (American alligator), 1109 nucleotides. RefSeq names its product aminoacylase 3 (gene ACY3). The transcript is spliced from 7 exons. Lineage: Eukaryota; Metazoa; Chordata; Crocodylia; Alligatoridae. The record is from RefSeq and is a predicted model, not a curated record. Gene Ontology annotation, molecular function: aminoacylase activity; hydrolase activity, acting on ester bonds. The coding region runs from base 117 to 1049 and encodes 310 amino acids.